Messenger RNA from Rosa chinensis, 1520 nucleotides. RefSeq lists its product as uncharacterized. The record is from RefSeq and is a predicted model, not a curated record. The transcript has 6 exons. Lineage: Eukaryota; Viridiplantae; Streptophyta; Magnoliopsida; Rosales; Rosaceae. The coding region runs from base 367 to 897 and encodes 176 amino acids.
GCAAAAGUAGAGAUUAGGAAUUAAACAAUGUCCAUUUGUAGUCCAUGACUUGUAGCAAGUAUAUAUGUGUGAAGAUUAGCAUUCCUUAACUAUUUUAUAUAUAUAAGAAGUUGGCGUGUAAUAUUCUGAAAGUGAGUCCGUGAGUGAAGAGAGAGAGAGAGAGACAAAGACAGAGAGAGAUAUUGAAUCAUCCUAGAUCAAACCUCGUCCUCCUCCUCUGUUUCUUUGAGUCUCUCAAAAGCUCUGAUCGAUUUAGAGUGAAAGAUUGAGAAAGCUGCUUAAUUUGAUCAUUCGAUCGAAGAAGACGAGGGUGGUCGAGAUUCGUUCGAGGGGUUAUUGAUUCUUGUUCUGAAUUGAAUUGGAGAGAUGGCGGAGGAGACAUUAACACAGAAACUAGAGAUCAGCUGGUGUAAUGUUGUACUGACUGUUCCAAGCAUAUGUCAAGGACUCAUGAAUAAUGACACUAGUGCUUCAGAUCAUAGAACUCCAAGUGUUGUGUUGGAUAUUGAGAGCCUUGCACAAUCUUCAGAUUUCUGCUCAGGGAGCCCCAAAAUGACUAGGGCACUCUCGCGGAAAUGGUCUUAUCGAGCAGAGAGAUCGAUUAACACUGAUCAGGAGGAAGACACAGAUCAUGAACCAACAAAGAAACUUCUAGUGAAAGUGAACUCUCAGUUGGAGACCUUGAAGCCACCAUUGAUCACCUCAAAAUCAUUGCCGUCAACCUCACCUACUCUAAUGGGUACUAAUCUGCUGGAUACAGGGGAUGGACGGAGCAAGAGGUUUAAUCGCUUUAUGACCAUCAACCCUCGGAAGAUCCUUCUCAUAUUUGCAACCAUGUCCAGUAUGGGCACAUUAAUCUUGAUAUACUUCACACUCGCCAUUAACCGGACAGUUUGAAAGAUACAUUGAUCGAUGGAGCAUACAUAGAUAUGAAAUUGAAGCGUAUUCUCUAAGUAAUUUUGUGCUGUACUCUUUCUUGGUGGCUGUGCUGGGGAUAACAACCAUUAACUCCAUGAAUUGAUGAUCCGUCCUGCAGUACUCAUGUGUCUAAGUCUAACGGUUGAUCUCUCUCUGUCAGUUAACAUCAGAUAUCAUCAUAUCAGUGCUGUUAAUGUCACUGGCACCCAAAUCAAAAUGGGGAUUGGUCCAGCUUUUCCGGCUCACCAAGCAGUUUUUCAUUUUGGUGCCUGCAGAUACAAUUGGUUCAGUACAUACCUUCAUCUCCUGCAACUAGAUGUUAAUGUGCAUGCAUUGCUCCAAAGCUACUUAGCUAGCUAGUUAAUUUUGUUGUGGUUAACUCUUGUUUACUUUUAUUUUCUCAAUGUUUAUGAAUCCUUGUUCUCGAAGCAAGGGGUUUUGUGCAUCGAAAAGUCUGAUUUCUCAGUCUCAUUUCAAGGUGUUACAACAUUUAAAACCAUUCCAAAUCUCCAACAGUAUGAGAUGACUGAUAUCUUGAGAGAUUAUUGUAUAAACAGCUGUUGUUUGAUAUGCGGCCAAAUCUGUGUGUUUUUUUAUUAUUU